CCCAACCCCAUCCGCGAGUCUUCUUUACAGGCACAUUUUCGGAGCCGAGGGCGCGUCUGCAAGAGCCCUGCGGACAGCUUCCGACUCGCCGGAGAUUGCGCGACGAAUCUGCGCCUCGAACCCUCGCUUUCCAGCAGUCGCCGGAUUGCUGCUCCACAGGGAGCCAACGCGCCCGAGGACCAGCCCAGCCCGGGCUCUCUGGAUCAGCAGGCUGUUUAGGCUGCGAGCUCGUCCACGCAUCUCAGCCUACUCCCUCGUCCUCCCCCCAGCGAAGAUGUCCGCCAAGCCUGAAGUCGGCUUAGUGCGCGAGGCUUCUCGGCAGAUCGUGGCCGGUGGUUCUGCAGGUCUUGUGGAAAUUUGCCUGAUGCACCCCCUAGAUGUGGUGAAAACCAGGUUUCAGAUUCAGAGAUGUGCAACCGAUCCAAACAGUUAUAAAAGCUUGGUAGACAGCUUUCGAAUGAUUUUCCAAAUGGAAGGGUUAUUUGGUUUUUACAAGGGAAUUCUGCCACCUAUUUUGGCUGAAACCCCAAAAAGAGCAGUGAAGUUUUUCACCUUUGAGCAGUACAAGAAAUUGCUGGGAUAUGUGUCAUUGUCACCAGCAUUGACAUUCGCCAUUGCUGGAUUGGGAUCUGGACUAACAGAAGCCAUUGUAGUUAACCCUUUUGAGGUAGUAAAAGUUGGCUUGCAAGCAAAUCGGAACACAUUUGCAGAGCAACCAUCCACUAUGGGUUAUGCAAGACAAAUCAUUAAGAAGGAAGGCUGGGGACUCCAGGGCCUCAACAAAGGAUUAACUGCAACUUUGGGACGACAUGGAGUUUUCAACAUGGUUUAUUUUGGCUUCUACCACAAUGUCAAAAACAUGAUUCCUGUCAAUAAGGAUCCAACCUUGGAGUUUUUGAGAAAAUUUGGGAUUGGUCUUCUCUCGGGGACAAUAGCCUCAGUCAUUAACAUCCCUUUUGAUGUUGCCAAAAGUAGGAUUCAAGGGCCUCAACCAGUUCCUGGAGAGAUCAAGUACAGAACCUGUUUUAAAACAAUGGCAACAGUCUAUCAGGAAGAAGGGAUUUUAGCUUUGUACAAAGGCCUGCUUCCCAAGAUUAUGAGACUUGGACCAGGUGGUGCAGUGAUGCUGCUGGUUUAUGAAUACACCUAUUCAUGGCUUCAGGAGAACUGGUGAUUGCCUAGGAAGUGUUUUUCCCCCUUGAGAUAAUGGAUAUUUGCUAUGCAGCACCAUGAAGAAGACAGACUAUCGAUUGGCCAGGUGUAUAAUUAUGAAGGAGAAAACUGUUCAAGAACAAUAUCUAUUUUAAUACUUUAAAAAAUAUCUAUAGGCAACUUGAGAUUAUAGUUUUGACUGUAUAAAUAAAACUGUGAGAAGGAAAAAUAAUAUGAAACAAUGAGGUAUUUAAAGUGAAUACAGAAAAAUAGCAUAGAAAUCAUAUAUUUCAUAAAAUAAAUAGAAACUUUGUCUCCUAUGUUCCUCUUCAAUGCUUCACAAUGAAAAUUCAUUGUAUUGAUCAGUAUUUUUCCUAAAAGGUCUAGAAAUGCUUAAACUAUUGAAAAUAAAUCAAAUUAUUCAAAGACUGAGUUAAAAAAAAGUUAAGCCAAAAUGUAAGCAGUUUUCAUAAUGAAUUAAAUAUUCCAUAAAUAAUAUUUAAAGAGCACAAGAAAAAAUUUUUUAAAUGCACCAAAAUGACCUUUUAAGAAUGUUUAAUUUUAUGAAUACUAUGUUAAAAUGUAAAUCUGCUGGUUUUCUUUAGGAACUAUGCACAUAUCAGCUCUAUUUUCCUACAUCUACUUUAUAUCUCAUAUUGCUGUAAGAUAGUAAACAGGUAUUUUAAAACAUUGUUUAAAACAGAAUGUUAAAACACUGUUGUUUAAGCAUGUUUAAAUCAUGAUAUCCCAAAUCUCUUCUAACAAGUAGGAAACAUGAAAUAAAAUUUACUUUCCUCCACAUAGUUCUCUUUGAAGACAGGUUUUGUUGAUGAGAUAUUUUCAUGUUAAAUCACAAAUUGGAAACACCUUUGAACCCAUUUGUCAGCCUUCAGUAUUUGCAUCCAAAUAACUUUGUUCGGCAUGCCUACCUGUGCCUUUUUUAGGAAGAAUGUGUAGAACAGAACUGCAUUUUCAGGUUACUAGUUUUAAACGACAACUUCAGGUGGGAAGUCAGCUGUCUGCAGUAUUAAAACAUGUAUGAUGAAGGGGAAAUGUUCUGAAAAAGAAAUACAUUUAACAUUUCUAAGGAUUACUAUACUAACAUGUACCAACCUUGGUCUUGAUGUAACCAAACUUGAUUUUAUAUCUGCAUCCAGAGAUGAUGCUGAUUCAGUAAAGUCAACAAGAAUAACUGAAAGUCCAUAUGACACUUGUCCUAAGUUACUACUGUGGGCUAUUUCUACUAUGGGGCUUUUUCACUAAAGCAUUUUGAAAAUAAAAAGUAAAAGAUAACAUGGUAAUUAUUACUUUUUAUUAAUUUAGAGCAUUUGAAGUAUAAAAAUAAAAGGCUUUUGACAUACUGUAUAUACAUAUAUAGCCUUCUGUUGUACAUCCUUUCCAACGUGUUUUUUAAAAUUUAUAUCUCAGUCCAAUAUUCAAUAAAAGGGUCAUUAAAAACAAAACAAAAUUGUUAAAAAAGAGAAAUAAGAAUGUGUCUCUGUUGCACAAGUGCAUUCUAUCCUUGCAGGUAAUAUUCUUACAUCCGAUGAGAGCACUGCCUGCAUAGAGGCCAUGAAAUUGAACCUUUAACCUCUCCAUGUGCAUCAGAUAGAAAAGGAUUUCUGAAGAGUGCAUUUGCCAGUUUAAAAGCAACACUUUUACCAUCUAUGAGAUAGAGGACAUAUGUCAACAUUAACCAAUAAUAAUAAUCUUUAAAAGUUAACCCUUUAAUCCAUCCUAUUUUCCUUCUCGUAUUUUAAAUAGUGGCUUUAAAUCAUAAUUUUCUUUGAAUAGCAAAUUGUAUCUGUUAUCUUUUAAAAAUUACUCCAUGUGAAUUCACUGUUAAGACCUAGAGGGAGAAAAGGGAACUUCGAUACCAUUAAUAUUAGAUUUUUUAAAAUAUAAGAACCAGAAAAAAAUUAUAAAUAGCACAAUAACAAGAGAUUUCUUAAUUUAGAUAAAGAAAAUAACAUUAUUUGCAUUUCCACACAAGCAAUUAAUAUUUUUUAAAGCCCCCUAACAGCCACCUAAAAACAUUUGAUAAAGAAUAGUUCUGUACCUUACAUCAGUUUUUCAGAUGACAGGAGAGUCCCUGUAUGGUAUGGUUUUAAAGUCUCCACCAAAAUAAUGGAUUGGAUCUUUGUUCCAUUCAGUUUAUAGUCUAUUUUCUCACCAGACUGGGAACUCCAGAUGUCAAUGGGAGUUUUACAAGAUCAAAGGAAGACUAUGGCCCUGAGAGUUCAUCUGCUCCUUCUGCUUAUUCUUCUCCUGAAGUUAUAAUCCUCUAUUUGUAGCACUGAAUUUCGGUUGCUUUAGAAAUAAAUGCAGUUCAAAGCUCUCUAUAAGAUAUCUGCUGUUUGAAAAAAGCAGUCACUCUAACAUAACUUGUGUGUCAGAAAUCUUCUUACUGUUUACAUCCUAGUGAUUUGAAAACCUAACUAAUCUAGCCAUCUGAGUUUUAAAUGAAGCCAUGAAACCAAUGUGGUGGAACCGCAUUGCCAUGUAGACUGUGCACAGCACAGAUGGGAAGAAAUUAAAAUCACCUAGGGAAUACAUCUUCAACAUCCAUAUCCAGUGAGGUGCUCUUUUAGUUAUUGCACAGAAUUAGUACCAAAAAACCCUCAAUAUAUUAAUUUUCCAACAGCUGAAUUGUACCAAUGUCCUAAAAACAUAUUUUUAAGCCUAUAUUGCCAAACAGGAAGAACUUCCUAAACAGAAGGGAUUAAAAACUGUAGAAUUU
Nomascus leucogenys (northern white-cheeked gibbon) is the source of this 3892-nucleotide messenger RNA. It is a transcript of the gene SLC25A21, whose product is annotated as solute carrier family 25 member 21. Gene Ontology annotation, biological process: transmembrane transport. Bases 275 to 1174 code for a protein of 299 amino acids. The record is from RefSeq and is a predicted model, not a curated record. Lineage: Eukaryota; Metazoa; Chordata; Mammalia; Primates; Hylobatidae. The transcript has 10 exons.